UCCUAUAGAAGUGUCAAAGAUUCCAAUCUGAAGGUCAGAAACCAAUGGAGGAGAAAUCAAAUGUGUUUAUAUAGAUAUAACCCACUUCAACACCAAGCUUCAAAGCAUUACUGAAAAUGAUUCCAGUAAUAAAGCCUGAGAGAGUGUCUACUGAGAUCAUUAAACCAUCCUCCACAACACCUGCAGAUCACCCAACAACUCACAGCCUUUCUUUCUUUGAUCAGAUCUGUUCUCGCAUCUAUGUCCCAUUUAUUUUCUUCUACCCCAAACAGAAACAGUACAAUCAUCAUUUGCCAAGUGAUGACAAUGCCCAGAAAUCCACUCUGCUCAAGAAGUCCUUAUCUGCUGCUUUAUCUGGAUAUUACCCACUAGCUGGCAGGAUCAGAGACGAUGUCACAAUAGAUUGUAACGAUCUGGGGAUCGAAUUUGUGGAAGCGAAAAUCACAUGCGAUUUGUCUGAAAUCCUCAAAAAUCCUGAUGAUGAAACAAUUAAGCUAAUGUUCUCUGAUGAUCUGCAGUAUAAAGAUCCAAUCUUGAGUAGUCUCAUGAUUGUUCAGGUCACUUUCUUUGAUUGUGGGGGAAUAGCGGUAGCCAUUUGCAUAUCUCACAAGAUCUUGGAUAUUUCAGCCAUGUGUUACUUCAUCAAUGAAUGGGCUGAUAUAGCCCGAAAGCCAGGUGAAAAAAAGUGUCCUGAGUUCAAGAUAGCAUCGUUUUAUCCCCCAAUUGAUCUACCUGUCAUAGAGAUAUAUGAGCCUGAGAAAGUGAAAUGUAUUUCAAGGAGGCUUGUUUUUAAUGCCUCAAAGAUAGCCAAACUCAGGGCUAUUGUAGCCAAGGAAGUUCCAAAUCCUACACGAGUUGAAGUAGUGACGGCACUUGUAUACAAAUGCGCAAUCUCUGCUACUAGAGCAAGUUCAGGCUCUUUAAAGAGUACUGUCAUGCAUAAAGCAGCGAAUCUGCGUGCUCGGGUAUUUCCACCAUUUCCAGAAAGCUCUUCAGGAAAUCUAAGCGGGACAUUUCCUGUGUCAACUGGGGAGGACAGUGAGAUAGAAUUGGUUUGGUUAGCAAGAAAGAUCAAGAAAGAAAAGACUGAAUACUGCAAUUCUUGCGGAAGAGAAAUGAGUGCAAAAGAACUUUGCUCAUUUAUAUUGGAGGCUUCGACAGGGUUCAGAUCCUGCCAUGGAAUGGAUCAGGAUGUGUACUUGUGUAGCAGCUUUUGCAGGUUUCCUUUCUACAAAGCAGAUUUUGGAUGGGGAAAGCCAGAGUGGGUAACCACAGCUAGUUGUGGGGUUAAGAAUGUUAUCACUUUGAUGGAUACAAGAGAAGGAGAUGGGAUUGAAGUUCUUUUAACUUUGGAAGAAAACGACAUGGCUGUGUUUGAGCAUGAUGCGGAGCUUCUUGCAUUUGCUGAUAUUAAUCCAAGCGCCUUGCCAGAAACUAAUGUUGAGAGUUGAUGGGGACAAAUAUUAAAUUUAAUGAAUAAAAAUCUAUCAUGCCAUGUAAAAUAAUUGGG
Molecule: messenger RNA, 1510 nt
Organism: Hevea brasiliensis (rubber tree)
Lineage: Eukaryota; Viridiplantae; Streptophyta; Magnoliopsida; Malpighiales; Euphorbiaceae
Product: acylsugar acyltransferase 3-like
Exons: 1
Coding region: 117-1451 (444 amino acids)
Source: RefSeq, a predicted model, not a curated record